AUGGGCAGGCCAAGUAACGGCGCGCCCGUUACCGGCUCUAUUGAUCCUCGCGAUCUCACCUUUGCCGCCGCUGGUGGCGCCGUCAUGUCGGCCGGCAUGUCGCAGCCGUCUAGCGGCUUCGUGGAGUUGCUGCUGAGGCAUAUGAAAGAUGACCUCAACGCGUACAACUACGACCGCGACUACUGCGGCCAGCAGCUUCGCGACGAAGGGUCCCUUACCGCUCAAGAGGCCAGGACCCUACGCCUGAGGAUGCUAGACCUCGGCCACCAGAUCCGCCUCUGCCAGCACAAGAUGGAGAUUCUCAGCAACCUAUCCAAGUUUGAGCAGCCCGGUCCGUCGGCCGCCAUGGUCAUCAACAGCCUCAACGCCGUCACUCAACCUUCGCCCGCCAGCAGCGGCCGCAUCCUCGGCGUGUCCAACGCCGAGGCGCCCAAUCUCGCCAUGCUUCACCAGGCGGUCGAGCUCGAAGCGGCCGCGGAAGCAGGUCCCGGACGCGCCCCCGACAACGAGAACCCGGGCAACACCGUCCAGCGCCUGGGCUACUGGAAGUGCCGUCUUUGCACGUCGCCCAAGUACCACGGCGCCCCGCCCCCGCGACAGCCCGGCGCGCCUUGCAAGUGGCCGCUCAAGGACGUCAGCAAGAUGAUUACGCACUUCACCGAGAUGCAUCCCGAGCAUACCCCGGCCGAGCGCUGCAGCGAGCUUGAGAUGCCUUGCGUACCAAUCGUAGGUGGCCCCUUUGAGUACUGGCUCAACAGGUCGAGGUCGAUGGACGUUGGUGAUGGUGCCAUCAUUGACGAGUGCAUUUCGAUGCUUCAGGGCGGUCGGCUUCCACCUCUCCUGAGGCGUCUGAGCCGCGCCGCUGCUCUCUUCCCGGGACCUUGA
Molecule: messenger RNA, 885 nt
Organism: Parascedosporium putredinis
Lineage: Eukaryota; Fungi; Ascomycota; Sordariomycetes; Microascales; Microascaceae
Source: the annotation of a GenBank genome assembly